Molecule: messenger RNA, 1860 nt
Organism: Linderina pennispora
Lineage: Eukaryota; Fungi; Kickxellomycota; Kickxellomycetes; Kickxellales; Kickxellaceae
Product: Phosphoribosylaminoimidazole carboxylase
Exons: 1
Coding region: 54-1805 (583 amino acids)
Biological process (GO): 'de novo' IMP biosynthetic process
Molecular function (GO): ATP binding; phosphoribosylaminoimidazole carboxylase activity; metal ion binding
Source: RefSeq, a predicted model, not a curated record
CUCGAAAAGCGCUAUUCCCCCCACACUCACCUUCCCCUUGAAACUUUUUCACAAUGGACAAGCAGGUUAUCGGUAUCCUUGGCGGAGGCCAGCUCGGACGCAUGUUCAUCGAGGCGGCUGGCCGCAUGAAUGUCGAGGUGCGGGUGCUUGACCCGACCGCUCUCUCGCCUGCCAAGCAGAUCAGCAACUCGGACAAGCACAUUGACGAGCCGUUCACGUCCUCGGAGGCGAUCAAGAAGCUGGCUGAUGGCUGCGAUGUCCUGACGGUGGAGAUCGAGCACGUCAACUGCGACGAGCUUGCCAAGAUCGAGAGCCUUGGCCUGGCACAGGUCCGCCCGUCUUCCAGCACCGUGCGACUGAUCCAGGACAAGUACCUGCAGAAGGUGUAUCUGGCUGAGCAGAGUCUGGCCCUUCCCGAGUUUGUCAGGUGUGAUUCGCUUGACGAGGUUGUUGCUGCCGGUGAAAAGUUUGGCUAUCCAUUUGUGCUCAAGUGCCGUCUUGGUGCGUACGAUGGCCGUGGGAACUACGUUGUCAAGAGCAAAGAUGAUGCGGCCAGCGGGUUCAAGACGCUGGGCGAGAAGAUGCUCUACGCCGAAAAGUUUGUCCCUUUCACCAAGGAGCUGGCAGUCAUGGUUGUCCGUCGUCCCAGCGGACAGGUUGCGACAUACCCUGUGGUCGAGACCAUCCAGCGUGACAACAUCUGCGAGCUGGUCUAUGCCCCCGCUCAGAUUGACGGCGACAUCCGGCAGAUUGCAAUGAAGGUCGCCACUGAUACCGUUUCAUGCCUGCCAAGCGGCAGCGCUGGUAUCUUUGGCGUCGAGAUGUUCCUUCAUGAGGACGGCCGCACCGUGCUGGUGAACGAGAUCGCUCCUCGUCCGCACAACUCUGGCCACUAUACGAUCGAAGCCUGCCAUACUUCGCAGUUCGAGAACCAUCUGCGUGCUGUUCUGGACCUGCCACUUGGCAGCACGGAGCUCAAAGUCCCGAACGCGGCCAUGAUCAACGUGCUGGGCGGCCAGAAUGGUAUGCAGAGCGUGCUGGACCCGUGCCUGGCUAGCCUUGAGGUGCCUGGUGCUACUGUUCAUCUGUAUGGCAAGGCUGGUGCCAAGCCAGCACGCAAGAUGGGCCAUGUCACGGUGGUUGCUGACUCUGCCCUUCAGCUUCGUCGCCGCACUGAUCUGAUUGUCGGAAAGCUCUCCAAUGCCUCGGAUGAGGAGCGUGAGCGGCUGGCCUACCGUAAGUCGCAGGAGCAGACUACCGAUGGCUCGGUUAACGACGAGGAGAAGAAGGAUGUCAAGCACAUGAGCCCGCUGGUGGGUAUCAUCAUGGGUUCUGACUCGGAUCUGCCCACCAUGCGUCCUGCCGCACACAUCCUUGAGCAGUUUGGCGUUCCGUUCGAGCUGACCAUCGUUUCUGCACACCGCACACCUGACCGCAUGUUUGAGUAUGCUAGGUCUGCCCACACGCGUGGUCUCAAGGCUAUCAUCGCUGGCGCUGGCGGUGCUGCGCAUCUGCCGGGCAUGGUCGCUGCUCUGACGCCUCUUCCUGUUAUCGGCGUCCCAGUCAAGGGCCGCUGCCUGGACGGCGUCGAUUCCCUCCACUCGAUUGUCCAGAUGCCGCGCGGCGUGCCUGUGGCUACUGUCGCCAUCAACAACUCUGACAACGCUGGACUUUUGGCUGUGCGCAUCCUGGGCGCCUCGUGCCCGACAUAUCUGGACGCGAUGCAGAACUACAUGGACGACAUGCGGGUUGGCGUUGAGAAGAAGAUUGCUCGCCUUGAUGUCACUGGAUGGAAGGACUACUAAAGAUACGACAUGUUGCAUUUUACGAGUGUCCUAAAAAUAACAGUGUAACUAGCAC